Messenger RNA from Harpegnathos saltator (Jerdon's jumping ant), 6130 nucleotides. Its product is annotated as fatty acid synthase-like. NCBI's taxonomy places the organism in Eukaryota, Metazoa, Arthropoda, Insecta, Hymenoptera, Formicidae. The record is from RefSeq and is a predicted model, not a curated record. Gene Ontology annotation, biological process: fatty acid biosynthetic process. Gene Ontology annotation, molecular function: oxidoreductase activity; 3-oxoacyl-[acyl-carrier-protein] synthase activity; phosphopantetheine binding.
UGCAACGUUCUAAUUUACAAUCGAACAAAAGAAGAGCGAUGAAAUAGCAAGAACGACGGAGCGCGGCUAGGCGAUGGAAAAGAGGGAGAGCGACCGGAACAGGAAGACAAUGAAUGUAAACAUGAUGCUCGUUGUCGACAUUGGAUAUAAAAUGUUGAUGUUCAUGUGCACGGUAGUAAUCGCAUCGAGGACAUCGGUAUAUUCGUGUCUAUCGACAGGUUUCACAAGCAUCUUUGUUCCGGUGAUUCGAUCAACAGCAACUAGUAUUCAGUCUCAAGUACGAAUAGAUUUGUUAGUGAGACAGAAAUAUGGAAGACAGCAAAAGUUAUAACCCAUACGAGAAAAUGCCGCCGGGUGAAGAGAUUGUGAUUUCUGGUAUGGCCGGUCGAUUUCCCGAUACAGACAAUAUAAAGGAGUUGCAAGAAAAUCUUUUGAAUAUGAUGGACCUAGGUUCGGACGACAAUCGACGAUGGAAAAAUGCUAAUUAUGACAUGCCGGAUCGAUCAGGAAAGGUUAAUAAUAUAAACAAGUUCGACGCAGAGUACUUUGGUAUUUCAUCUGUGGAAGCGCAUAUUACUGAUCCUAUGUGCAGGAUGUUGCUCGAGCACACUUAUGAAGCACUUAUCGACGCCGGUGUAAAUCCCAAAGAAUUACGAGGAACGAAAACUGGUGUCUUUAUAGGAUCGUGUUAUUCUGAAGCGGCCAACAUAACUUUUCUUACCAAGCCUCAGUCACCUGGAUACUCAGUUAUUGGAUUCGGUAAAUACUGGCUAGCGAACAGCAUUUCUAAUUGGCUCGGUCUUACCGGACCGUCUUAUGUGAUGGAUACGGCCUGCAGUUCAACCCACUACGCUAUUGCGGAAGCUUUCAGAAUGAUACGAGGUGGAGAGUGUGAUGCAGCUAUCGUGGGUGGUGCUAAUCUGUGUCUUCAUCCCAAUAUAACGCUUCAAUUUUUUCAUCUCGGAGUCCUCUCCGCGGAUGGUUACUGCAAGCCCUUCGAUGUGAGCAGUACGGGUUAUAUGCGCAGUGAAACAAUCGCAGUAAUAUAUCUGCAGAAAGUGAAGAACGCGAAACGAAUCUAUGCUACCCUCGUCUACUCUAAAACUAAUUGCGAUGGUUGGAAGCCAGAAGGGAUUACAUAUCCUUCUUUCAGUAUGCAAAAGAAAUUAUUGGAAGACUUUUACAAUGAUUGCGGCAUCACACCCGAAGAGCUGUCCUACAUGGAGGCCCACGCCACUGGUACUUUAGCAGGAGAUCCGCCAGAAGUUGACGCCAUCGAUCAGGCUUUAUGUUCAAAGAGGACUACUCCCUUAUUGGUGGGUUCGAUAAAAUCAAAUCUCGGGCAUUCUGAAUCUGCUAGUGGCCUUUGUCAAGUGGUAAAAGUGUUGAUAGCGAUGGAAACAGGCAUUAUUCCACCAACCAUACACUACAAAACACCGCGAAAGGAACUGACUCCUAUAAUUGAAGGAAGAAUGAAUGUCGUCACUGAACCAACUUCAUGGAACGGUGGUUACAUUGGCAUUAAUAAUUUCGGAUUUGGCGGUGGAAACUGUCACAUACUACUGAAAUCAAAUCCCAAAAAUAAAAUCAAUGUUGGAAUACCAGAUGGCUUACCCAGACUCGUAGCGGUAUCUGGUCGUACUGAGGAGGCUGUUCAGACUCUAUUAGAUGACGUGAAUAGCCGACAGAUAGACGUGGAAUAUAUGGCUCUUCUGCAUAGCAUUCAUGCAGAAAAUAUUGAAGGCCAUCCCUAUAGAGGAUAUACUAUUGCUGGACCUGAAGUUCCUGUUAACAAAAUAAGAAAAGUUGAAAACUGCGCAAACUCAAGGAGACCAAUCUGCUUUGUAUUUCCUGGAACAGAAGUUGAGUGGCGUAACAUAGAACUGAUGAAACUACCAGUGUUUGCAAAGGCAAUAAAGAAAUGUAAUGAAACAUUAAAGCAGCGGGAUAUAUGUGUUACGGAUAUUAUAAAAAACAAAAAUAAAACUACCAGCAAUAGCAUCGUAGAAUCAUUUGUAGGAAUCAUUGCCAUACAGAUUGGAAUAGUGGAUAUCUUAACACACAUUGGUAUUCUAUCCGAUUACACGAUAGGUCAGUCUAUUGGUCAACUUAUAUCCGAAUAUGUUGAUGGACGUUUCACUAUCGAGACAACAAUUUUGACGGCGUAUUUCAUAGGCACGGCGUUUGAGCAGGCCAUGUCUCAGGUUGAUGACAUUACUAAGAAUCAAGGCAACUAUCUUGAUGUUGUUAGAUCAAAACUCUUGGAACAUCUCUACCGAAUAUUACCAGCGAACUUUCUAAACAGCCGCGGUGUAACACAGUUGGGCAGGUCACGAAGCGAACGCGACAAGUUUGAGACCGCUGCAGAAUAUUAUGUAGACAUUAUACUGAAUCCAGUACCAUUACAAAAAAUUACAGCUUUGUUACCGAAAGAUACGAUACUCGUCGACAUAGUACCACACAAUACUUUUCAGCCACUCAUACCAAACUUGCAGUCAGUGAUAACGUUGAUUUCACUCUAUAAACGCGGUCAAAAGCAUACUAUGCAAAACUUUUUAGAAGGAAUCGGAGAUCUUUAUAAUGUAGGACUUCAGCCACAGAUUGCAAGUUUGUAUCCGCCAGUGCAAUUUCCUGUUAGUCGGGGAACACCAAUGAUAUCUCCUCUCAUUAGAUGGAAUCACUCUGAGGACUAUUACUUCUACCAUCAUAUAGGUGAAAGUAAAAUUUUCAGCAGAGAAAGAAUCGUCACUAUUACACCCGCUGAUGCAGAUUUUGAAUAUAUGUCUGAUCAUAUAAUCGAUGGAAGAAAUUUGUUACCAGCUACGGGUUACCUUUACGAAAUUUGGCAUACUAUUGGUUUGUUGAGCGGCAUUGAUCAUAGAAACAUACCUAUUGUAUUUGAAAAUGUUAAAUUCAUACGCGCUAUUCACUUAUCACGACGAGACAAGCUGGACUUAACUAUUAUGAUCCAAGAAGGCGGUAAUAAUUUUGAGAUUAUAGAGGGAGAGAAUGUAAUCGUCAGUGGAGUCGUGAGGGUGCCUGACGAUAUCGUGAAAGAGAAAAUAUCCGUUCAGUUUCUACCAAAAAACGAAGAUGAUGAAGAAUGCAUGAAUGCUGCAGAUAUUUACAAGGAACUACGACUCCGUGGCUACCAGUAUAAAGAUCCGGGUGAUAUGAGCACAAUCCGUUGGGUUGAAGGACGGACAUCUCCCAAACUCAACCGCGAAAAUGUUAUACAUAAAAUUUACGCGGCACUGAAUUUCAAAGAUAUUUUGAUAGCUACUGGUAAACUGGCGUUGGAAUCCUUCCAAAUGAUUGAACGAGAUAUCGAUUCUUUCUUAGGCUUUGAAUUUGUCGGGUAUGAUGGGUUUGGACAAAGAAUAAUGGCAAUGUGCUCCGGCAGAGGAAUAUCAAAUGUUGCAAUCCAGGACCACGUUACGUCUUGGGUUAUUCCCGAUGAAUGGACAUUCGAGGAUGCUGCUACAGUUCCGUGUGUUUAUGCCACAAGCUGCUACGCUCUCUACGAGAAAGGAAAAAUGAAGAGAGGAGACAAAGUUCUCAUUCAUUCGGGCACCGGCGGUGUUGGUCAAGCCGCGAUCCACCUCGCGCUGUACGAAAAGUGCGAAGUAUUCACGACAGUCGGAACUUUGGAGAAACGGCAAUUCAUUAGAGAAACUUUUCCUUCGAUCCUUGACGAUCAUAUCGGCAAUUCUCGUGACACAAGUUUCGAACAAAUGAUACUUGAGCAGACACGCGGUCGGGGAGUUGAUAUCGUAUUGAAUUCCUUAGCUGAGGAGAAGCUUCAGGCGUCUAUUCGCUGCUUGGCAAAAGGCGGUCGAUUCCUGGAAAUAGGAAAAUAUGACGUGAUCGCCGAUAAUACUUUAGACAGAAUGAUUUUUGCGAAAGGCAUCAGUUUCCAUGCGAUUAUGUUAGACAAUAUAAUAAGUUCCGUCUCAAAGAAUUACGGAAUUGUAUGUAAUUAUAUGUUACAAUGUCUGAAAAAUGGCUCGAUAAAACCUCUUCCAAGGAAAGUCUUUGAAAAGACAGAAGUAGAAGAUGCCUUCAGGUAUAUGGCAACUGGCAAGCACAUAGGAAAGAUCCUGAUAAAGAUACGCGAUGAAAACGAGCCAUUGAGUCUUCCUAUUCUCGCUUAUCCCCGAUUUUUCUGCAAGUCUCAUAUGUCUUACAUCAUUUUGGGCGGAUUAGGCGGCUUUGGUCUAGAAUUGGCCGACUGGCUGAUUCUUCGCGGAGCAAAGAAUCUUCUUCUCACUUCGCGGACAGGAUUGCGAAACGGUUACCAGCGCUCGAGGGUGGAAUUAUGGAAGUCCUAUGGGGUGAAUGUGCAGAUUAUCGCGAGUGCUGAAGCGUCUGAUCACAAGGACGGCGCGUCCAUCCUGAACACUGCCAUUGAAAUGGGACCGGUGGACGCUAUAUUCAAUCUUGCCGUAGUGCUGAAAGAUUCUCUCUACAAGAAUCAGACAACUGAGUCCUUCGAAGAAUCAUUUAAACCGAAAGCAAUGGCGACGAAAACAAUGGACGAGUUGUCCAGGAAAAUGUGCCCUGACCUCCGGUACUUUGUUGUCUUCUCAUCCGUUUCGUGCGGCCGAGGAAACUCCGGCCAAACUAAUUACGGUAUGGCCAAUUCCAUCAUGGAGAGAAUAUGCGAGAGAAGAGUACAAGACGGAUUACCUGGGAUGGCUAUACAGUGGGGCGCGGUGGGUGAUGUGGGUCUCGUGGCCGAUAUGCAAAAGGACAAUAAGGAACUGAUCAUCGGCGGUACUCUACAACAGAAAAUACAGUCCUGUCUGCAGUCGCUGGACACUUUCAUGGUUCUAAAUAAGCCGAUCGUAGGUAGUAUGGUUGUGCCAGAGAAGCGCGCGACAUUUGGUGGAGUGAUGGACAUUGUGGAAACUGUAGCUAGUAUCAUGGGAAUAAAAGAUGUGAAAGCGGUUAGACUUCGCACCCCCCUGUCAGAGAUGGGUAUGGAUUCAAUGACGGCGGUAGAGAUCAAGCAAACGUUGGAGAAAGAAUUCGACGUUUAUCUUACCGCGCAGGACAUUAGAACUCUCACUUUCGAGAAACUCCACAAUAUGGCCGAUAAAAACAAGCGUUUUGAGCAGAUUGAGACACUCGAUUCAGGGGGUAUAAAAUUUGUAAUUCGUUUAAUCAAUAAUUUAGACAUGGUUCCAGAUGUUUGCUUGGAGAUAACUACUAGAAGUAAAAUGGGCACAAAGCGGAUAUUUCUUCUACCAGGAAUCGAAGGUUGCGGGAGCGUAUUUAAUUCGUUGGCUUCGAAAAUCGAAGGUCCCGUGACAUGUUUGCAGCACGGAUCAAACAAUAUCCCCACGAGUGAAUCUGUAUUGCAGUCGGCUGCCAGUCUGUUACCUCAUAUAAUAUCAAAGAUGGAGGGUUCUGCGGAAUUCAUAAUAGUUGGGUAUUCAUACGGGUCGUUAAUCGCUAUCGAGUUGACGAGAUUGUUGGAGGCGAGAAAUUUCACAGGACGGUUAAUAUUAAUUGAUGGCACACCGGAUUAUAUGAAAACUCUGAAAGAUCAAUAUUUUCCUUUCACGAAUCUUCAGGAAUUUCAGAAUAAUGUUCUCCUAGGCCUUAUAGAUCUCUUCUACUCUGUCGAUAAUACAUCGGUUCUAUUAGAAUUGUCUAAACACGACACGUGGGAAAAAAAAUGGGAUGCUGUCGUCAAAUGUCUUUCAGACGAUAUUGUGCAAGUAACUUCUCUUGAAAAUUACAAGAUUUAUUGUACAACGGUUUAUAAGCAUCUGAUCGCUAUUCACGAGUAUGAUGCGUCCUCAUCACCGCCACUGAAAUCGCCUGUAUUAUUACUAAAACCUACAACGUCCAACUUGCCUUUUGCCGACGAAAAUAGCGACUUGAAAAAGGUGACUGAAGGUAACGUGCAAGUUCGUCAUGUCGAAGGUAAUCAUUUCACGAUGUUGGAAAAUGAUGAACUUGCUGAUAUUAUUAACGAAAUAUUAUCUUGAGAAGUUAAUCUUUAUAAUGUUACAAAAGUUCGUAAUUCUGUAAAUCGAAGGUAUCAAGGUGUGUGGAAAGGGAAGGAGAAUACGCAGAAUAUUUAUUGUAAACAAGGCAAUGAUAAAAUAUUAUGGUAAAA